AACAAUGACCCCAUCACUAGGCAACCGGCGCCAGGAAACACUGCAAACAUAGACAGGGGAACAGAGCUGCACUGACCGGCCACAACACAGCAGGUGUUCGUCAUCACGCCAUGGCACUUGUGGGAAAUCAGUACCGGCGCUGCUCGGCCAAACACCAGGAGUCACCGACAUACAAGCUGGCAGGAGUGAAGCACUCGCUGUACAACCCAAUGCUGCCCACUCUUCGCAGGAUGGAUAUGGACAGUGUGGGGCACAAGCUGAACGAGGAGCACAGUCGGAGCAGCACACCCUGUAUGCCCGAAAACUUCCGUAAUGCCAGAUUCGUAACAUUUGAGCCAGCGGAGCUACGCCUGCCGUCCCUGCCGGUCACAGACACCGGAAGGGAGGUUUCCAGACGAUACAGAUCGGGAUCCAUGGAGCACAUCGAGAUUCCUGGGGUGACCCCAGAGGGCAGGCUGAGCCUGACCCAGGCUGCCGCAGAUUGGUCCCGCUGCGUUUCGUCGUGUGGUGAGUUCCAGCUGAGAGACCUAAGGAGACACGUCCUCGGGUACAGUGGAUACGCCGUGCGAUACCUGAAUCCCACCGUGACCCGUUCUUGGAAGUACUGCCUUCGCCAAACGCCAUCCCUGGACUCAACAGGACAGACACCUCUGCCCGCUGACACGCUAAACACUUUUCGUACAUUUGGAUCUUCAUACAGGCAGCCCUGCCCCCUCCCAGUCCCGGAGAGCGUCCUGAACAUGUUCUCGGACAGCACUCUGUAUACGGAUGACCCCACCAGACAUGGCGGACGCAUGCGAAGCUUUGGCCAUGAGCGAGGACACUGGGCCACCUAUGUCUAUGUGCCGGUCCGUCCCAAGGAAGAGUUCUCUGAGCUGCUCGAUGAUCUGCUGGACGUGGCUAGGAGGAAUGGACUCCGCCUCACCAAGAUGGAGGAAUUUCAUAUCAGCCAAUCACAGACAGUUAUCCUACGUCAUCACUGGAUCGAGCCCUUUGUCCAAUCACUGCGGGAGAGGCUGAGCUCUGUGAAUCGGUUCCUGUGUGUCGCCCAUCGCUUGAAGGUUUACGCCAAUCAGGAAAAGACCAGAACUUUCCUGGGCCUGGAGGUGACAGCGGGGCAGCAGCAGCUCCUGGACAUGGUGUCAGAAGUGGACCAAUCGCUGCAGGAGUUCAGGCUGGAGACCUUCUACCAGAAUCCCUCUUUCCAUGUCAGUCUGGCCUGGUGUGUGGGUGAUAUGGUGGAUCUCCUGCAGGGAGCAGUGCGGAAUCAUCUGCAGAGCAUGGUGGAUGAUUUUGAAGAUUCGGAGAUCCUGACUCGAUUUUACGCAGAUGAAAUUUGUUGCAAAGCUGGGAACAAGGUCUUCUCCAUCCCACUGCGCUGACUGGUCACAGGAUGUGAUAAUUCUGCGGAUACUGUUACACAGCCUGCACUGAUAACGGAGUAUUUCUACAUGUAACUGGUGAUAUUAUGUACUGAUAUUUUCUACAAGGUGACAUAUUUUAGAAUAAAACAAUAUGAACAGAC
Rana temporaria (common frog) is the source of this 1525-nucleotide messenger RNA. It is a transcript of the gene USB1, whose product is annotated as U6 snRNA biogenesis phosphodiesterase 1. Gene Ontology annotation, biological process: U6 snRNA 3'-end processing. Gene Ontology annotation, cellular component: nucleus. The record is from RefSeq and is a predicted model, not a curated record. Gene Ontology annotation, molecular function: 3'-5'-RNA exonuclease activity. NCBI's taxonomy places the organism in Eukaryota, Metazoa, Chordata, Amphibia, Anura, Ranidae. The transcript has 13 exons. Bases 111 to 1382 code for a protein of 423 amino acids.